Magnolia sinica is the source of this 1957-nucleotide messenger RNA. RefSeq names its product probable jasmonic acid carboxyl methyltransferase 2. The record is from RefSeq and is a predicted model, not a curated record. Lineage: Eukaryota; Viridiplantae; Streptophyta; Magnoliopsida; Magnoliales; Magnoliaceae. Bases 48 to 1253 code for a protein of 401 amino acids. The transcript is spliced from 4 exons. Gene Ontology annotation, molecular function: S-adenosylmethionine-dependent methyltransferase activity. Gene Ontology annotation, biological process: methylation.
ACAAGCAUCUAUAGAGAGAGAGAGAGAGAGAGAGAGAGAGAGGAGCAAUGGAAGUUCAUCAAGUUUUCCUCAUGAAUGGAGGGUCAGGAGAGACUGAGGCCAUGCAAGUGCAACCAAAGGUCAUGGAAGUGCCACAUGUACUUCACAUGAAUGGAGGGUGUGGAGAGACUAGCUAUGCUAAGAAUUCAGUAGUCCAGAAUAAGAUCAUAUCCAUAGCCAAGCCCAUCAUAGAAGAAGCGAUACUGGACCUCUAUUGCAACACCUUGCCCAAGAGCCUGGCCAUAGCUGAUCUGGGCUGUUCGUCAGGGCCCAACACAUUGCUGGUCAUCUCCGAGAUCAUCGACACCAUCCACGAGAAAUGCUGCCUUUUGAACCGUCCAUCACCCGAGUUCCAGGUGUUCUUGAAUGAUCUACCGGCGAACGACUUCAACUCCGUCUUCCGGUCGUUGCCGGCGUUCCAGGACAAGCUCAGGCAGGAGAAGGGAGCCCACUUCGGCCCAUGUUUCAUCUCAGGCGUGCCUGGCUCUUUCUAUGGGAGGCUUUUUCCGGACCAAAGCUUGCAGUUUGUUCAUUCAUCUUCUAGUCUCCAUUGGCUCUCCCAGGUUCCUCCAGAGCUUGAUAUAUCCACCAUUACACCAUUGAACAAACAGAAAAUAUUUAUUUCCAAGACAAGCCCUCCUAGUGUGAUAAAGGCCUACUUUGAGCAAUUCCAAAGGGAUUUCUCACUGUUCCUAAAGUCGCGUUCGGAGGAGAUAGUGCCGGGAGGCCGCAUGGUGUUAGCAUUUGUCGGCAGGAGAACCGCUGACCCCACUAGUGAAGAGAGUUGCCAUCAAUGGGAGCUCUUAGCACAUGCUCUCAAUGACAUGGUUUUAGAGGGCAUUGUUGAAGAGGAGAAGGUGGAUUCCUUCAAUGCUCCCUACUAUUCGCCAUCACCAGACGAGCUCAAGUCCGAGAUAGAAAAACAAGGGUCAUUCGCUCUCGAUCAACUUGAAGUCUUCGAAGUCGACUGGGAUGCAACGAACGGUGAUGAUGGUGUUAGUGAAUAUGUACAAUCUGGUAUUAGUAAGCUAACGAGUGGCCAACGCGUGUCAAAGACCAUCAGAGCCGUUGUUGAGUCAAUGAUCGGCCAUCAUUUCGGAGAAGAAAUAAUGGACGAUUUAUUUCAACGGUACAGCAAGAUCGUAGAUCAGUACAUGUCCGAAAACGUAUGCAAGUAUGCCAAUUUGGUCAUCUCUGUGGUGAGAAAGGCCUAAAGAAGCAUUGUGGAAAAUCAUCACUAAUAAUUCAUCAAGAUAAGGUGACAAUGAUCUAGUUUCUUCUAGAUCACUAUAAGUUAUGAUGCUCCUAUUUGUAUUUUGGGUACUUGACAGUCCAAUCCAUUGAUCUGGGCCGUCUAUUAGAUUCAAAGUACAAACUAAUGGGAUGAUCCCAUCUGUCCAUUAGUUGACCUCCUUCUUAGAAACUAUCUAUUUUCCUAGCCAUGAAUGGUAUGGUUAGGAUUCUGUGAUAUGAUAAAAGUGAUUCAAUAAAAGUAUAAGCAAUCUAGGAUGGGUGGGCCCCAAGAAAUAGACAGCUCAAGUGGUUGAUUAGGUCUUUUUUCAUAAAUGAUCUUUACCAUCCAUUUUAUAGGCUAUCCAUUGGACGGAUAUGAUUUUCAUAGGGUAACUUACAAAAUGAGUGUUGGACCUAAUGAACUGUACGGAUUGGUUGAUUGAGCUGUCUAAGUGCCAAUAUGCAAGUAGGGGCACAAAAACUUCUUCAGUGGUUUGAGAGCAGCAGAUCAUUUCUCUUGGUUGAUAUUUGAUUAGUGAAGAGUGCUCCAAUAAUCUCGUUAUGUUUCUGUAUUAUUUGUUAUGAUUUGAUGUGUAUUAGAUGUGGUUCUUUUAUUGUUUAUUUAAUCAUUUCGAUGUUGUCUAAACAAAAUUAAAGUUCAUGCAUGUGAGUCACUUGUGCUGAA